GCGUGGCGCUGUUGCCCGUUACUAGGCAGCAGCGCAUAUCUGGCAACCCACUGUAGCGGCGGAGAGCAGCGGAUUGCAUUCUGCCAGUGUAAUAUCAACAUUGGAAAGGACGCAGUCAAAAUACAGAGAUGGCAGUGAAUGUAUACUCCACAUCAGUAACGAUUGAGAACCUGAGCCGACAUGACAUGUUGGCGUGGGUGAAUGACUCCCUUCAGCUCACCUACACCAAGAUAGAACAAUUAUGUUCAGGGGCGGCUUAUUGUCAGUUCAUGGACAUGCUGUUCCCAGGGUGUAUUCUUUUAAAGAAAGUGAAAUUUCAAGCAAAGCUGGAAACUGAGUUUAUACACAACUUCAAAGUACUCCAGGCAGCUUUCAAGAGGAUGAACGUUGAUAAAAUAAUUCCUGUGGAAAAAUUAGUGAAAGGAAAAUUCCAGGACAACUUUGAAUUCAUCCAGUGGUUUAAAAAAUUAUUUGAUGCCAAUUAUGACGGAAAAGAGUAUGAUCCCAUUCAAGCUAGGCAGGGCCAAGAUGUGGCGCCUCCACCAAAUCCAGGUGAACACUUUUCCCACAAACCCAAGAGAACUGGUCCCUCAGGGCCUCAGAGAACAUCGCCAACAGUACCUAAAAACAUGCCCACACCACAGAGGGUGACCACCACCAUAAGGAAGAACCCCACACAUGCCCGAAAUGGGGGAAGUGAUGCUGAAAUCAUGGAGCUUAAUCAACAGUUGAUGGAGCUGAAGUUAACUGUAGAUGGUCUGGAAAAGGAGAGAGAUUUCUACUUCAGCAAACUUCGAGACAUUGAGCUGAUCUGUCAAGAACAUGAGACUGAAAACCACCCCAUUAUCAGUAGGAUAAUUGACAUUCUGUAUGCCACAGAGGAUGGCUUUGCACCACCAGAAGAUGAUGAAAUAGAUGAGCAGGCCCACUUGGACCAGGACGAAGACUGAGCAUCCUCCUCUUCCACAUCAUCGUGACCCUUCACCUUUUCCUCUCCCCACCACUUUGAAUGACUCCCCUCUAUCGCACGCUGUUAAUAUCCUCUCAGUUUCCUACAAAUCUGUGGGCUCACCAUAUAUACUCUAACUCUUUGUCCUCCGACACUGAUUUAUGCUCUACAUAUGUAUCAGCAAACACUCGCCGUCCUCACCCUCAUCCAGACAGUAGCACCAACCACGACAAAUCCUAGCUGUCACAGCAUGUUUUACAUAUCGACACAGAGAAUGAACAAAAGAAAAGGUAUCAAAGAAUGUGGGUAGCACAACGGACUGAAAAAAAUUUAAAUAUUGAGAUGAGAAAGACGUUUUUAAAGAAAAAAAAGAAAAUGAAAAAAAUGUCGCCUGAAAUGCAGUUAUUUGUUGUGAGAUUUUCAUACACAUUUUCUUUAAGGUCUGUCUCGGCUCCAUUCAGUAUGAAACGAUCAGUAUCACGCCAUCCAUCUGUGUCUCCAGCUUCAGUCUGCCUCUCUCACUGACUGUACACUUCUAAAGGGACAGUUCACACAGAAAUGACUAUUCUGUUUUCAAUUUCUCACCCUCAUGUCGUUCCAAAUCUGAAUGAUUUUCUUUCAUGGAACAAACGAGGAAGGCUUUUCAUUUCCAUAGAAUUGCAGCAAAUAGAGACUAAAGCUUUCAAUCUUGAAAAAGGACACAAAUGAACCAUAGAAGUGGUCCAUAUGAUUCAUACACUAAAUUCCAAGUUAGCGCUGGGUGGUAUAUCGAGUUUGUACGAUAUAUCGAUACUUUCUUUAUAAGCGAUUCGA
Molecule: messenger RNA, 1762 nt
Organism: Sinocyclocheilus anshuiensis
Lineage: Eukaryota; Metazoa; Chordata; Actinopteri; Cypriniformes; Cyprinidae
Product: microtubule-associated protein RP/EB family member 3-like
Exons: 7
Coding region: 129-950 (273 amino acids)
Molecular function (GO): microtubule binding
Source: RefSeq, a predicted model, not a curated record